Penicillium verrucosum is the source of this 441-nucleotide messenger RNA. RefSeq lists its product as uncharacterized. Bases 1 to 441 code for a protein of 146 amino acids. The record is from RefSeq and is a predicted model, not a curated record. Lineage: Eukaryota; Fungi; Ascomycota; Eurotiomycetes; Eurotiales; Aspergillaceae. The transcript has a single exon.
AUGGAGCUUCAAAUGUUUGCCGCUAGGAAGCGAAGAUUCGCUACGUCCACGAGUGACGUACGUCAAAUGUUUGGUUCGUUCAGCACCGAGCUUGACGAGGACUGCGAUUACGUCGAGGCAAUCGCUGAAAAGCGAGCAACCAUCAACAGCAUCGCGGCUGGGCUAGACUCUCCCGAUAUGCAAAGAGCUCUGCGUCUGAACGAGGAGAUGAUAGACCACCGCCUGGAGUACGACAACAUGUUGAGCAUUAUAUCUGAUCGUCCCGCACACAAAGGGAGGAAUGGCAUAAGCGGGCUGUGGGAGGAGCUUUACGAACGGUCACCGAGGACGACGUGGCAGACGUCGCUUCAGACGCAGACGCAGAGGAUGCGACGAACUAGCAUGCGACAACAGCACUUCCCCCCUAUGUUUAUCAACAGAACUAUCAGCACUUUCCCCUAA